AAAAACAAAAAACAGAAGCUAGAUGAGAUCACAGAUCUAAUCCCACAUUUUCCUAGAAAAUUCCACAAAUCUUUUUGCGUUCCCUCGUUGCAUUUGCAUCCCAAGCUCUCAGCUAACACCCACUCCCGCGUUUCCUCGUUGAAUUUGUAUCCAGAGAUCCAUUCCAUUUUUUGUUUUCCGAGAAAGCUCGAAACUCGGCCGGAAAAGCCUCCGAUUUUUCUUUCAUGGCAAAUGCUUGGAAAAAGGAGAAGUCCUCGCAGUUCCACCCCUCGAAGACAACCAAGACCGUCUGCUUAUUCUUUAUUAGCACACUCCUUUUCCUCAUGUUCUUCAUCUAUUUCACCGCCCAACCCUCAAGUCCUAACCCUAAUCCCACCUUCAGAACCGAUUUUUCUUUCUAUUCAAUUCCAGCUUUUGAUUGCUUGAAGUGCCCUCAGUCCCACCCAGUGAUCGCGAACCUCGUGGAGGGCCUCCGAUACCCCUUCCUCUACUCUCUCGCCGACCUGGGAACCUUGCCUGAUAAGCCCCACAAGAACAUUGUCAGAAUGCUAAAAGGGAAACCCUUUCGGAAGCCCGAUAUCUCGGUUUCGAUUCAGGAGGUUCUGGAGAAACUAAGAGGUGAAGGAAGAGGUAAUGGGCUCGUCGUCGAUGUGGGUGCCAAUGUGGGCAUGGCCAGCUUUGCCGCCGCGGCGAUGGGUUUUAGGGUUUUGGCUUUCGAGCCGGUCUUCGAGAACUUGCAGAGGAUUUGUGAUGGGAUUUAUCUGAAUCGCGUCGGGAAUUUGGUCACCGUGUUCGAGGCUGCCGCGUCAGAUCGGACUGGGAACAUUACCUUCCACAAGUUGGUCGGUCGGCUGGAUAACAGUGCAGUUUCAGCAACAGGUGCAAAGAUGGCAUUCAAAUCCAAUGAAGAGAUAGCACUUGAAGUGAGGUCCAUCCCCCUCAAUGAAGUAAUCCCAGAAUCAGAGCCUGUGCUUCUGAUCAAAGUAGAUGUUCAGGGCUGGGAAUAUCAUGUUCUAAAGGGAGCCUCGAAGUUACUAAGGAGAAGGGGAAGGGAAGCCCCAUAUCUCAUCUACGAGGAAGAUGAGAAAUUGUUGCAAGCCAGUAAUAGCAGUGCCAAAGAGAUUCGAGACUUCCUACAAACUGUGGGUUAUAGUCAUUGCACUAAGCAUGGUACAGAUGCCCACUGCAGCAAGACAGAUUGACGCAAUUUUCUACCUUAAAGUUUGCUCUGAGAAAUGUAGCCCAAUUGCAGUUUGAUUGGUGGCUCGCCUUAAUGAUUAGAGGCAGCAAAAGGCAUGGAACAUUAAUCUUCCAAGAGUGAAAGGAAUAUUGUCAGAGUUGCUAAUGACAAAUUUGUUACAAAGAUGCCAUUUUCGUGAUUGAAAUGCACAGCUUAUUUGCUGCUUAGAGGAUAACAUCCAUGCGGGAAUUGGCAGACAUUAAGAAAGUUUGGUUUGAUGAAGCUGCAGUGCCAUUGCUUGCUAGUUGAUUUAUGCUUAGUAUUUUGUCAGCUGUGCAUCGAUUUGUAAGCUUUAAAAUGUAAAUUACUUACCUAUUGUUAUUUGGUAGAUUCACUGAUUUUUUUA
This is a messenger RNA of Carya illinoinensis, 1586 nucleotides long. RefSeq lists its product as uncharacterized. The record is from RefSeq and is a predicted model, not a curated record. NCBI's taxonomy places the organism in Eukaryota, Viridiplantae, Streptophyta, Magnoliopsida, Fagales, Juglandaceae. The transcript has 2 exons. The coding region runs from base 225 to 1202 and encodes 325 amino acids.